UUUUUUCGCUAUAAAUUGCCGGCAUGCUUUAGGGAUCAGCAUCAGUUUCAACGUCUAGCUCGUCCAGUACAGUCGUAGUCGUAGCUAUCCAUCCAACAUGAAAUUCCUGAUUGUGUUCGCUCUGUUCGCCUGUGCGGCAGCCGAUGUCAGCCACUUGGUGCCCAGCAAUGAUUAUCUGCCCCCUGUGCAACAGUCGUACUCAACUCCAUCGGUGAGCUAUUCGUCCGGUGGUGGCAGCUACUCGACGGGUAGCACCUCCUACGUGGCUCCUGCUGUCAACUACCGCCCACCCACAAACGAAUACCUGCCCCCUGUGCAGCAGCAGGUUUACACCGCUCCGGCCGUACAGCAGCAGGUUUACACCGCUCCGGCCGUACAGCAGUCCUACUCUGCUCAAGCUGUGAACUACGCUGUCCCAGCUGUUCAGCAGACCUACUCGGCUCCAUCCUACCAACAGUCGUACUCUGUCCCAGCUGUCCAGCAGACCUACUCUGCCCCAGCCUACCAGCAGACCUACACCGUCCCAGCUGUCCAGCAGACCUACUCUGCCCCAGCCUACCAGCAGACCUACUCCGUCCCAGCUGUCCAGCAGACCUACACCGCACCAUCGGUUUCCUACUCUGCCCCCUCUUACCAGCAGACCUACAGCACUGGAUUGAGCGCUGGUAGCUACUCGACUGGUGAUGUCGGCACCCAGUACGCCGCCAACGGUGGCUAUGUCUACAAGAAGAAGUAAGACGUUGCAAACUGUUCACCAAAUCGAAUCAACAAUAGUGUAAAUAGCCCAUAAUGUGCUUUUUGCACCAUAAAUUCUAUUCAUUUUUUUUUUUUUUUACCAACCUGUGUGUAUAUAAUUAUUAAAAAAAAAAAAAAAACACAA
This is a messenger RNA of Drosophila mojavensis, 880 nucleotides long. RefSeq names its product cuticle protein 16.5. Bases 98 to 736 code for a protein of 212 amino acids. Gene Ontology annotation, molecular function: transcription coactivator activity. The record is from RefSeq and is a predicted model, not a curated record. Gene Ontology annotation, cellular component: RNA polymerase II transcription regulator complex. Lineage: Eukaryota; Metazoa; Arthropoda; Insecta; Diptera; Drosophilidae. Gene Ontology annotation, biological process: positive regulation of transcription by RNA polymerase II. The transcript is spliced from 2 exons.